Molecule: messenger RNA, 981 nt
Organism: Cornus florida
Lineage: Eukaryota; Viridiplantae; Streptophyta; Magnoliopsida; Cornales; Cornaceae
Product: protein FAR-RED IMPAIRED RESPONSE 1-like
Exons: 4
Coding region: 1-981 (326 amino acids)
Biological process (GO): regulation of DNA-templated transcription
Source: RefSeq, a predicted model, not a curated record
AUGAUCAUUGAUUACGGCCAUUUUGGAGAUGUUAUCAGUUUCGACACAACGUAUAAAGUGGUACACAUCAAUAGACCAUUUGCAAUUUUCUUGGGUAUGAAUCAUCACCAGGAGACCAUUGUGUUUGGAGCAGCCUUAAUGUAUUAUAAGACAGCGGAUUCAUUUGUCUGGUUAUUUGAAAUGUUCUUGAAAGCAGUGGGUGGAAAAACACCAAAGACGAUUAUUACGGAUCAAGACGCUACAAUGGCGAAGGCAUUAAAGCAGAAGAACCUACUCUUUCUAUUUAAACGCAUUGAAGGAAUAAAGAAGGCCAUCUCAAAAUUAAUGUUCCAAAUUGAGGAGGAGGAUGAUUUUAUCAGGGAAUGGGAUUUAAUGAUUACAAAAUAUGGUGUUGCUGGUAAUAAGUGGCUUUCCACUUUAUUAGAUUUGAGACAUAAAUGGACCCUUGUCAAACACGACUGGUCUGCAGGAAUGAGUAACACGCAAUUGAGUGAAAGCUUCAAUGGUCAAUUAAAGUAUUACCUUUCCAGACAACUUAUUCUACCAGAAUUCUUCACACACUUUGACAGAUUGUUGUCGGACGAGCGGUACAAGGAGCAUGAAGCCGAGUAUGGCUUUGUGGAGAGGCAACCGGAACUAAAAAUAAAGUGCCACAUAUUACGUCAAGCGGGGAAGGAUGCAGAAAUUCCCGUCCAAUUUCUGAAUGAAGAAUCUUAUGUAACACCACCAGCUGUAUUCCACAUCAGGCAGCUUAAUAUUGGUGAACCAUAUAAUUUCAAAAGUGACCUGACUCGCCUGUUGAGUAUGGUGAGGAGGGUGGAUCGGCGCAUGAAGAGGCUUAAAGCGCUGUGGAAUGACAAGUCUGAUGACCAGGUCUUGGAAGUUCUCAACUCCUCUGACGCCACAAGCAACGACGGAACCUUAGGAAGGACGGUUGUUUUGAAGGCGGCUGGUUGUGAAGGACCCCUUAUCGAUGUGUAG